Molecule: messenger RNA, 936 nt
Organism: Fusarium musae
Lineage: Eukaryota; Fungi; Ascomycota; Sordariomycetes; Hypocreales; Nectriaceae
Exons: 2
Coding region: 1-936 (311 amino acids)
Biological process (GO): tetrahydrofolate interconversion
Cellular component (GO): cytosol
Molecular function (GO): methylenetetrahydrofolate dehydrogenase (NADP+) activity; methenyltetrahydrofolate cyclohydrolase activity
Source: RefSeq, a predicted model, not a curated record
AUGGACGCCUCCGAGCUGCUGACUCUACCCUUGGCGUACCGGAACGGCUCGGCUCGCCUUCUCACGGGAGACCUGGUCGUACACGACAUUGAGCGGUGGUGUCAUCAAAAAGCCGACAAAGGAGGCGUCAAGCCAGUCAUGGCUGUUUUGUUCUUCAACACGGGCCCUGAUGCUGUCGACUAUGUCAAGAUCAAGGCUCACGUUGCUGCACGGGCUGGCGUGGACUACUGGGUGUAUGAGAUGCCCGUCGACGCGUCAACAAUAGAGGUCAUGAACGAAGUCAAAGAGCUGAACAUGGACCCUCAAAUCCACGGCAUUCUUAUACAGCGCCCGUUGCCUAAGCAGUUGAAUGAAGCAAAGAUCAUGGGAUACAUCGAUCCUUUCAAGAAUAUUGAAGAAUACGAUAAAGGCGAGGCGGACAACAUUGCUGCAGACGCCUUGGUCCGCUUGCUGGCUAGGUAUGGGCUACUAGAGUCAGCACAACAGGCUCAAAUCCAGAUAGUCGGUUUCGGCAACAUCAUCACGAAAGAGUUUAUCAACAAGAUGAAGCGCGAAUUUCCCUACGUGAGCGCGUCCAAAGAAUUCGAUCCAUCUCAUGAUGCCAUUCAAGACAAGGAUGAAGCUCUUGGGGAGAGAGCUCAGGCACCACGCGCUUCUAUGAUUAUCUCGGAACUUCAUCGAGGACCCGGGUUCAUAAGAGCAUCUAUGGUCAAGCCGGAAGUGAGCGUCUUAGUCGAUCUUGGCUUCUAUGUUACAGAAAAAGGCGUCAUCGGCGAUGUUAGCCACGCUCUUUUUGAUCGGAGUGAUCUAGCAAUCGCCCCGACACCGGGAGGAGUCCUUCCCAUUCUGUUGUGGAUCAUGAUGGAGCGGACAAUCAAGGCCAAGCGGAUCAUUGCGAAAGAAAACAUGCGAGGGUGCUGUUGCUUAACUAUGUGA